AUGAUUAAGUUACCUUACCCUCAGAGAGUGACAAAGAAGGGUCCAAAAGAGAAAGACUUUGAGAAAUUCGUCACAAUGUUCAAAAACUUAGAGAUCAAUAUGCCUUUCUUUGAAGCACUCGAGCAAAAGCCCAUGUGCCAAAAAUUCAUGAAAGAGGUAAUCUCUAAAAAGAGAUCAAUAAGAGAUGGGUCGGUAACCUUUAAUGAAAAAUGUAGUGCAAUAUCACCAGGUAGGAGAAUCCCAAUCAAGCAGAAGGAUCCUGGAUCUAUCACAGUCCCAUGCACUAUAAAAGACAGAACUUUCAAGAAUGUAGUAAUUGAUUCAGGAGCCAGUGUGAGUCUGAUGCCAUUGUCAAUAUAUCAAAGGCUUGGAAUUGGAAAUGUCAGUGAUACAAGGACAAAUCUGAAAUUUGCAUAUCACUCCAUAAAGAAAGCAUAUGGGAUAGUGGAAGACGUACUGGUGACAAUAGAAGAAUUUAGUUUUCCUGUUGAUUUUUAUGACCAUAGACAUACUUGA
Molecule: messenger RNA, 516 nt
Organism: Lathyrus oleraceus (garden pea)
Lineage: Eukaryota; Viridiplantae; Streptophyta; Magnoliopsida; Fabales; Fabaceae
Exons: 1
Coding region: 1-516 (171 amino acids)
Biological process (GO): proteolysis
Molecular function (GO): aspartic-type endopeptidase activity
Source: RefSeq, a predicted model, not a curated record